AUGCCAGACCAAAAGCCCCCAAGCAUCAAGACCAGCAACCUUUCCUACGCCUUCCCAGAUGGCAGCGAAGGUCUCCAAAAUGUCAACCUAGACCUGCCAGCAGGUGCCCGAUGCCUGCUAAUUGGCGCAAAUGGUGCGGGCAAGACCACACUGCUCCGCCUUCUCUCCGGGAAACGCAUGGCCCCAGCAGGAACCGUGAGCGUAGCAGAAAUCGACCCAUUUGCUACAGGCCUGGAAGGCGUGACCUAUCUCGGACUGGAAUGGGUGUUGAACCCGAUCGUGAGAAGCGAUAUAGCUGUUCCGGAACUGCUCAAGUCGGUGGGCGGAGACCAUUAUCCCCAGCGUCGCGACGAACUCGUCAAGAUUCUGGAUGUAGAUCUCUCGUGGCAUCUUCAUGCCGUAUCAGAUGGCGAGAGAAGACGAGUGCAGCUCUGUAUGGGACUUCUGAGACCAUGGACGGUCUUGCUACUCGAUGAGAUCACUGUGGAUCUGGAUCUUCUGUCUCGACACAACUUCUUGCAGUUUCUGAAGAAGGAAACUGAGACGAGGAGUUGCACGAUCGUGUACGCUACCCACAUUCUCGAUAAUUUGGCAGAGUGGCCUACUCAUCUAGUGCAUAUGGCAUUGGGCAAGGUCAAGAAAUGGGGACCUUUGGAUUCAUUUGAGAUUCCCAAGACCGAUGGUGGAGCGGAGGGGAAUAGCCGCCUGGGCCAACUGGUGAUGGUGUGGUUGAAGGAGGAUCUGGAGGAGCGUGGUCCGCGGAAUGCACGUGGUGCUGAGGGGCUUUCCUACAUCAACCAUACGGUAAACAAAGGAGGGUAUGGACAGGAGAAGAGGCCCGAGAAGUGA
Molecule: messenger RNA, 849 nt
Organism: Pseudocercospora fijiensis CIRAD86
Lineage: Eukaryota; Fungi; Ascomycota; Dothideomycetes; Mycosphaerellales; Mycosphaerellaceae
Product: ABC transporter domain-containing protein
Exons: 2
Coding region: 1-849 (282 amino acids)
Molecular function (GO): ATP binding; ATP hydrolysis activity
Source: RefSeq, a predicted model, not a curated record